Cetraspora pellucida is the source of this 310-nucleotide messenger RNA. The record is from the annotation of a GenBank genome assembly. Lineage: Eukaryota; Fungi; Glomeromycota; Glomeromycetes; Diversisporales; Gigasporaceae.
UUAUGUUGAUCCUCUGUGUUGGUGGCAAACACAACAAUCUGAAUUUCCAAUUUUAAGUAUCAUUGCCCAUGAUUAUUUGUCAAUUCAAGCAACAAGCAUUGCUUCAAAACAGGCAUUUUCAAUUGCUGAAAUGGUAAUUUUAGAUGAAAGGAACAAAUUAGAAAAAGAGACAUCAAAAGCAAUUCUUUGCUUAAAAACCUGGAUCUGUAAAGAAUUUUUCUAUAUUGAUCUCUAUAGAACUAGUAUCCUUUCAUCAUUUGGAUCAAUAUUUAAUGCUUUGUCUAAGUCUAGCGAUCGAAGAUGUGAUUAA